AUGGGUUUAACACUUCGCUCUCUGCUUCUGGCAGCCUCGGCAACGCGGGCCUUCGCAUCAUGUGCUCACGGGACAUUCCUCCGUCCUCGUGCGGAAAACGGGACAGUGGAAGUGGGCAAGUUUGGAUACAGCGGCAGCAUUGGCCCGCUCAACUGGGCAGCACUUGAUGCACCAGCCAACGCUGCAUGCGCGACCGGUACCCGGCAGUCGCCCAUCGAUAUGGUGGAGGGUGUGUUCACUGUGCUUCAGGGGUCGGAGAUCGAGUUGACAGUCAACGAUAUGCCGGAGGGUGCCGAAUUCGAGAACCUGGGAACCACUGUGGAGGUUAUCACUCAGGGGGGCACAUUGAAGGUUGGAGAGAAGCAGUUCGAGCUGCAGCAGUUUCAUUUCCACCUGCCCUCGGAGCAUCUGGACGCUGGCAAAAGUCAAGCGAUGGAAAUGCACAUGGUCUUCCAAUCCGCCGGGACCCAGGAAAUCGCCGUCAUCGGCACCUACAUCAACAUCGCAGAUCAAGCCGCUGCCCCAGCCACUCCUCCCGCUCCCCCCGCCGCGAAGCGUUCCCUGAGAAGCCGCAUCACCCGCCGUCAAGAAGCAACACCCCCUCCCCCUCUCCCAGCCACGGCCGCCACGGGCGCGACAGCACUCUUGGAAACACUCUUCAGCGUUGUCGAUCAGAUCUCCACCCCAGGCACCAAAGUCAAGACCCCGCCGCUGGUCAUGUCCGAGGUUGUCGACGUCCUGAAGGCCAACGCCUUCCAGAUCUACUCGGGCUCGCUCACCACGCCGCCCUGCAGCGAAGGGGUCAACUGGCACGUCUCGACCGCCCGGCUCGGUGUGACGCCUGCGAGCUUCACUAAGGUGAGGGACGUGAUUGGGUUCAACUCGCGGUACCCGCAGAACACGCCGGGCCAGCCGAACAUUCUGAUGCUCUCCGCUCUCGGGUCGGCGGCCGCUGCUGUUGCGGUUGCUGCGGCUCCUGCUGCGGCUCCUGCUGCGGCUCCUGCUGCGGCUCCUGCUGCGUGAGGAAGUAAAGAGGAAAGUGGGAAAGUGAUAGAAGGGGGUUGGGUGGGGCAGAGGGUGAGGGACGGAUGGCGCUAGUGAUAAUGGAAGAGAAAAGCCGAUGUAGACAAUGGAUGUUGUCAAGGUUGAAGCGUGAAAUCAAGCGAUAUGUCCGAGAUACCGAUGCUCCGGCAGCUGAGAUUUAUCCUUCCAUCUAUCAUGAUCCAUCUCUAUACUGUGUAAGUUGGAAUACCGCGUAGCCGUGAACUGCCAUGCAUUGCCCCCCAAAGAGCUGCAAGCCCCCAGCCCUACAUAGGAGACUUCCUUUGAUCUGUCACCCCAGAACGACUUAUACACUUCCAGUGCAUGUACAGACAAGUGUGCGAGUGCGGUGUGGGUAAUUGCAGCACAGAGCAUUCCAUCUCCA
Messenger RNA from Chaetomium strumarium, 1426 nucleotides. Its product is annotated as alpha carbonic anhydrase. NCBI's taxonomy places the organism in Eukaryota, Fungi, Ascomycota, Sordariomycetes, Sordariales, Chaetomiaceae. Bases 1 to 1023 code for a protein of 340 amino acids. The record is from RefSeq and is a predicted model, not a curated record. Gene Ontology annotation, biological process: one-carbon metabolic process. Gene Ontology annotation, molecular function: carbonate dehydratase activity; zinc ion binding. The transcript is spliced from 3 exons.